Messenger RNA from Lactuca saligna, 1935 nucleotides. NCBI's taxonomy places the organism in Eukaryota, Viridiplantae, Streptophyta, Magnoliopsida, Asterales, Asteraceae. The record is from the annotation of a GenBank genome assembly.
CCAACCGGUUCUAAACCCGGUAAAAACCGGACCGAACCGGGAAAAAACCGGACCGGACCGGAGAGAAAUCUGAGAACUGAGAACCGGCCCGGGGGUCCAAAAACACGGUCCGGUCCGAUCCGAUCCACCGGUCCAAAUGCUCACCCCUACUCUAGGAUUUAGUGUAGUUAUGUCUAUAUAUACAAACAAUUGUAUCCUUUAUAUUCAUUUCGAUAUAAUCCACUAAUACAUAUGAAGCAAUUUACCAAUUCUAAUAAUUAGUAUUAUCUGAAGACGAAAAUUCCAUUAAAAACUUGCUAGCAAAGUCAAUCGAUAAAUUAAUUUGUUAUCUUUUAAUGAAUACAUAUAGAUAUAAUUAAAUCAACCCAACAACCAAUAAAAUUCAAACCAUUAAUUCAACUAACUUAUCGAGUAUAAUCAUAAAAUUUUGGGGGAAAUCUAUUAGAUUUACUUAAUUGGGUGGGGGAAUUGAAUUUUAUUAAUAUUUCUACAAAGUUCAUCUUUGUUGUUGUCUCUCAUAUGUCUAAUCUAGAUCUUAAUUUCACCAACAAAUUGAAGAGGUUGAAGAAGACGAUAAUCUAUAAGUUAUUCUACAUAGUGCUUUAAAAGCAUUAUAAUGGCUGAAUUUGUGCAUUUUGUCUACAAGGUUGCCAUUAUAAUUAGAAGUCGAAAAAAGCGCUUGCGGGUGCUAAAGUUGUUGGUGCUAAUAUGUGCUAUUGUAUACGUCAUUUAUAUAUAUUCUACAUAUUUGAAGCGUAUAUGCAUCGAGAAAAAGAGGGAAUUUUUAGAGUUUCAAGUAAUCAAGACGUUCCAUUAUAAUAAUGUCAUUUACCAGUCUCCAAUCGCUCAUUUGCAUCAGCCAAAACCCAAAACUUUCAACAGGUAUACUAGAAAGCCUGUGCGAUUAUUUGUCAUAAUGUCCAUGCAAAGAUCAGGAAGUGGUUGGUUCGAAUCUUUACUGAAUAGUCAUAUGAAUAUAAGCUCCAAUGGCGAGAUUUUUGGUCAGAAAAAAAGGAGACAAAAUCUUACCUCGAUUAUUAACACACUCGAUAGAGUUUAUAAUAUGGACUUGAUUACUAGUUCUAGCAAGAAUGAUUGUUCUGCCGCGAUUGGAUUCAAAUGGAUGCUUAAUCAGGGUUUGAUGGAACACCCUAAAGAGAUUCUUGACUACUUUUCUAAAAGGGGCGUUUCAGUCAUUUUCUUCUUGAGAAGAAAUAUUAUGCGUCGAUUAGUUUCUAUACUUGCGAAUUCAUUCGAUAAAGAUGCAAGGGUUCUAAAUGGCAUUCAUGUAUCUCAUGUACACUCGCAUGGAGAGGCUUUGUUAUUGUCGAGAUUUAAACCCACAAUCAAUGUAACAUCACUGAAAUCGGAUUUGGGAAAGAUAGAAUCAACAGUCAUGAAGGCGCUUGAGUACUUCAAUUGCACGAGGCACAUCAUAGUGUAUUAUGAAGAUCUAAUCAAGAACCCUUAUAAACUUACACAAGUGGAAGACUUUUUGAAGCUACCACGAAUGAAAUUAAGUAGUCGACAAGUGAAGAUACAUAAAGGACCAUUGUCGGGACACAUCAACAACUGGAAAGAUGUCAACAAUACUCUCUUUGGAACAACUUACGAGAGAUAUCUUAAAUCGGACUAUUGAUUGAUGCCCAACCAUGAAACAUUGGUCUUUUAAGUAGUUCUUGACAUUGUGUGUGGGAUGGGGGUAUUAUAUCCUAGUUAGUAGCUCACCAACUGUGUUGUUGCUGCAAUAGAAUAAAUAUGUAUGUUUGGAAAUGAAAAUGCCAGAGUACAGUUAGGUUUAGCACUUCCUUAGAUCGACCCGUCACGUUUUUGUUAUUUUUCCCUUUUUCUGUCAUCAUCGAGAAAUGUUAUCCCUGAUUUCUCAUCUAUUUUUAAAUAAAAGGUAUUAGAAAUAUAAUAUAUUCAUAAACAAAU